Sinocyclocheilus grahami is the source of this 1631-nucleotide messenger RNA. RefSeq names its product 5-hydroxytryptamine receptor 4-like. NCBI's taxonomy places the organism in Eukaryota, Metazoa, Chordata, Actinopteri, Cypriniformes, Cyprinidae. Gene Ontology annotation, molecular function: G protein-coupled serotonin receptor activity. Gene Ontology annotation, cellular component: plasma membrane. The transcript has 5 exons. The record is from RefSeq and is a predicted model, not a curated record. Gene Ontology annotation, biological process: adenylate cyclase-activating adrenergic receptor signaling pathway; chemical synaptic transmission; positive regulation of MAPK cascade. The coding region runs from base 1 to 1029 and encodes 342 amino acids.
AUGGGGAGGGAUGUUGAGAAGCACCCAAUGAAAAUCAAAACCAACUACUUCAUCGUCUCGCUGGCGUUUGCUGACCUUCUGGUGUCAGUGCUGGUGAUGCCGUUUGGUGCCAUAGAACUGAUCCAUCAGAACUGGAUCUACGGUGAGACCUUCUGCCUGGUCCGCACCUCUCUGGACGUGCUGCUGACCACCGCCUCCAUCUUACACCUGUGCUGCAUAUCCCUCGACAGGUACUAUGCCAUCUGUUGCCAGCCGCUGGUCUACGGGAAUAAGAUGACACCGCUGAGAGUGGCUCUAAUGAUCGGAGGAUGCUGGAUAAUCCCAACCGUUAUUUCCUUCCUACCCAUAAUGCAAGGCUGGAAUAGUAUUGGAAUAAAUGAUUUGAUAGAGAACCGGAAGUUCUCUGGCAACUCCACGGUGUGUGUGUUUAUGGUGAACAAGCCAUAUGCGCUGACCUGCUCAGUCGUGGCCUUCUACUUACCGCUGAUCCUGAUGGUGCUGGCGUACCAGCGCAUCUAUGUCACGGCGCGGGCACACGCUCGACAGAUCAGCAUGCUGCAGCGGGCCGGAGAAGCAGGGAACGCGGACAGCGCGGACCACCAACGCAACCACCGUAUGCGCAUCGAGACCAAGGCGGCCAAGACUCUGUGCAUCAUUAUGGGCUGCUUCUGCCUGUGCUGGGCCCCUUUCUUUAUCACGAAUGUGGUGGACCCCUUCAUAGACUACAGUGUUCCUGAGCAGCUGUGGGCGGCCUGCCUCUGGCUGGGCUACAUCAACUCCAUGCUCAACCCCAUCCUUUACGCCUUCCUCAACAAGUCCUUUCGCCGUGCCUUCCUCAUCAUCCUCUGCUGCGGACACAAGCGCUACCGCCGACCUUCCAUCCUGGGCCCUGGAGCGACCUGCACGGCCACGCAGAUCAACGGCUCGACACACGUCCUGAAGUAUUCAGUUCUUCACAAUGGAAACCACACUGAACAGGAGAAACUGUCAAUACAGAAUGACACAGAGUCCCAGGAGUCAUGUUUCUGACACAGGCCAGCCUCUGAUGAGGAGCAUCACUGGAAGGUGCCAUUUCUCACCGCCCUGCCUGCAGCUCAGACCCGACCAGAGCCCUUCAGGAGUCGAGUACAAGGAGCUGCACUGAACUGUUUGCUCAAAGAGCUGCUGAACAAUGAGGGAAAGAACAAUGUUGCCAAAGGUAUCUGGUCUGUAAUUUAGGAUACGAAUUUCCAUUGCAAAGGAAUGUUGGUAAGGGUUUUCCCAAUGUGUUUGUUUCCUUUUUGGUUCUCCUGGGAAUACGACUUCCACACCAAAAACACGUCUUUCAAGCUUUAUCCAGAGUGGCUUCUAUUAGCUCUACAGUCAGGAUAACACUUCCUGAAAGCUACGGCACGAAUGCUGAAUAGCUAAGAUGACACUCUAUUAAAAGAAAGAUUUAUUUUUGUUCUAUAAAUGAAAAAAUAAAUUCACAAGUUCACACCACAGUAUUAAGAGGUAGAGCUGGGAGCAUUGCUGAGCGAUUUCUCCAAUUUUUUAUUUUUUAUUUUUUUUAUUGUUUCAUUAAUUAAUUCUCAAAUCAACAGUUAUAAUAUAGCAUUGUCACAUGGAUUUAAAAUUUUAAGUGUUAAGGA